AGGCUAGGCUAAAUGUAGCUGUAGAAGGCGCCCUCAAUAAAGAAACGGGCCAAAGUUCUUUAAGUUUACAGCGUAGCCUACACAGUACACAGGCAUAGGCCGAGGUCUAAUCCCAGCACUGUCUUUUUACUUUAUCAGUGACGCAGUCUAGGCUAUUUAUUCACUCAGAGUGCAGCAGAGAGAAAAGGGAGGAGACAAACAUACAGGACUGUUGUAAAUUCGGUGAAGCCGUUUGUGUGUGUCGUUGGACUAGGCUCUUAGAGAGUGGUCAAAACAGUGAGUCUUCAAGUAUGGUCGAGUGGCCAAAACGAUCGUCGUCAGUAGAGCUCAAGGUUCAAAAUGCCUGGAGGAGCGAUGCUCUUAUCUGUGGUACUUCUUGUUGUGAUAAGUACUGUGAGACCUGCAGCUGGUGUGCGGGAUUUCCCUGAACUGAGCCACCUGAAGACCAAGACGUCCCCAGAUGUCCAGAGAGAGGCGGCCAGAGGGGUCAUCUCCAGGCUGGUCAAGGACAGAGCCGCGGACUUUGAUGUGGACGUGAACCCAGACCUGGGACCCAAGGAGAGAGACACUUUCAGGCUAAGUUCUACCGGUGAUGGAAGAAUCCUGAUCGAGGGUACGACUGGCGUGGCGGUGUCCAUGGGCUUUUACCAUUACAUCAAAUACUGGUGCAACGCUCAGAGGACAUGGGCUGGACAACAGACGGAGCUACCACCAACUCUCCCGGUCAUUGAAAAGCCAGUGGUCAUUACGAGCAAUGACAGGUUCCGCUACUACAAGAACGUAUGCACGGAGAGCUACAGCUUCGUCUUCUGGCAGUGGGACAGGUGGGAGCAGGAGAUCGACUGGAUGGUUCUACACGGGAUCAACAUGCCACUCGCCUUCACAGGACAGGAGGCAAUAUUCCAGAGGACUGUACCCUCAUGCCAACGUGACUCGCCUCCCCUUGUGGGCAGGGUUCAACUCCACAUACUCAGCGACAUAUUUGUUGGACUUUGAGGAUCCUUUAUUCCAGAAAAUUGGCGGUCUCUUCAUACAAGAGACAAUUGAUGAGUACGGCACUGACCACAUCUACAACGCAGACACAUUCAAUGAGAUGUUACCAGCGUCAAACUCUAGCGAGUACAUAGCUAAGGCAGGUCGCGCCGUGUACCAUGGGAUGAUUGCUGGCGACAACAAGGCUGUCUGGCUUAUGCAGGGAUGGUUAUUCAUGGCGUCUGGCUUCUGGGGAGCCGAGCAGGUCAAAGCCCUGGUCACAUCUGUUCCCCAGGGUCGAAUGAUUAUCCUGGAUCUAGCCACAGACCUCAACCCAAUAUACGCCCACUUCCAAUCCUAUUAUGGUCAGCCAUUCAUCUGGUGUAUGCUACACAACUUUGGUGGCACCUCAGAGCUCUUCGGGUCUAUAGACGUCUACAACACACAACCGUUCAAAGGCCGUAGCUUCCCCAACUCCAGUAUGAUCGGCAUCGGGAUCACCCCGGAGGGAAUCAACCAGAACGAGGUGGUGUAUGAGUUCAUGGCAGAGAACACCUGGAGGACAGAGCCCAGAGAUAUCUUUAAGUGGGUGGAGCAGUACGCCCUUCAGCGCUAUGGAGCUAAUAACGCCGCCAUCGCGAGUGCCUGGACUCGCCUCAUGAGCUCUGUUUACAACUCGACUGACGGUCACCAUGACAACGACUGGGUACUCAUUUCCGAGCGACCGUCGACCAAUCGUGGAAUUGACAUCUGGUACCGACCCCUGGACUUGUUCCUGUCCUGGGAAGGUUUCUUGACGGCCUCCCAAGAGCUGGAAGGCAACCAACUGUUCCGCUAUGACAUCACGGACGUGACAAGAAACUCCUUACAGAUCAUCUCCUACUUUUACUACUUCAGUAUGAUGGAGAGUUACAAGAUCAAUGACACAGCUGGGAUCAAGUCAGCUGGUGGAAAAAUGUCCAGUCUUCUGGCCGACAUGGAUCAUCUCCUCAACGCCAACGAUCGUUUCUUGGUGGGUCGCUGGAUUAGGGAUGCACGUUCAUGGGGCUCGGAUGACAGUGAGAAACUUCUGCUGGAGUAUAACGCCAGGAACCAGAUCACUCUGUGGGGACCUAAUGGGGAGAUUGUGGACUAUGCUGCUAAGCAGUGGGCUGGUGUAGUGGCAGGGUUUUAUAAACCUCGUUGGGAAUUUUUUACCUCCUGGUUGGUGGAACUUGUACAGAAU
Molecule: messenger RNA, 2197 nt
Organism: Aplysia californica (California sea hare)
Lineage: Eukaryota; Metazoa; Mollusca; Gastropoda; Aplysiida; Aplysiidae
Product: alpha-N-acetylglucosaminidase
Source: RefSeq, a predicted model, not a curated record